This is a messenger RNA of Guyanagaster necrorhizus, 702 nucleotides long. RefSeq lists its product as uncharacterized. The transcript is spliced from 6 exons. The record is from RefSeq and is a predicted model, not a curated record. Bases 1 to 702 code for a protein of 233 amino acids. Lineage: Eukaryota; Fungi; Basidiomycota; Agaricomycetes; Agaricales; Physalacriaceae.
AUGCAAUCAAAACACUAUAAUGGUCAACAUGUUUGUCUGUAUCCUGCCAGGAGUUUACAAUGCUGCGAAAUGUCCGUACCUGAUUCCGGAGUUAACCGCCCAAAUAUCAAGGAAGCUAUAGACGAAACGCAAAGCCCGUCUUGCGGGACUCUAUCUUACUGCGGUCUCGGAAUUCGCCCCCAAAGUCUGGUGACACGGGGUGUCUGGCCGAGACUACGCUUUUCGUAUACACGGAUCUUGCAACACCAUUCAUGGGGCUUAGGCGUGGCGCCAAUACCUACUAGUCUUGUCGAUCUAUUUCCGGAAUACCCGAUAAAGGCACCGUGCUUGACGGCAAAAGUUGUUGCUAUCAGCGAAAACAACGCUUCUAGGGCCUGUGGUGCCAAGAUGGUCAUAUAUAGGACCUCACCGUUUCGAACAAUACAAGGCAAGGUUAUGCAAAUUCCACAGUAUUCUUCGGUGAUUGUAGCCACAUAUUCGACUACGGCUACGGUUGAUUACAAUCCAGGGUACGCGUCCGUCCAGGAUGCUAUAUUUCGGACGAUUGCUGUUCAUUUGUUUCAGCGGGUCAUCUGCGGGUAUGGGGGCCUCUGGCCUGAUGAUAUCCUUGCGGAUUCCAUCAAUCAACCAACGGGCAACCUGGUCUCGUGGCUGUGGAUACCUGCCAAUUCCAAAAGGCUGGCUGUUCUGCCGCCGGUUUAG